CACGGUGUGGGUUGUUUCUAUUUUUCUUGAGUGUGAACCGGAGUUGGUUGUCCAGAGGUGCCAAGACCAGAGGGUGAGGCAUUAUUAGACUGCCUCACAUUCUGUUUACAAACUUGUGACAAACCCAAGACUGAACCCCUUGUGCUCACCCUAUCCCCAAUCCCUCCCCUGAGCUGCGUUCUUUCAGGGACAUGAAGAACUAAAUUCCACCAGCCCCAGGUAGCAGGGUGCAUUAACCUGCACAUUUCCUUACAGGAAACAAAUACUUUGUUUUGGGUGGGGUGGGUGUGGCCUUUUUACAUAGUCGAAAGUGAAGCAGCCAAUUUAAGAUGAACACAGGAUUUGGGGCUAGUGGCUCCUAUCACGUGAUAGAAGUGGUCUCCUUGGUGCCUAUUGAUGAUAUCACCAUGGUGCCCCAAGGACAGAUUGGGCAAAUCUGGUCUCUGAAUGAUGAGACAGCACCCUCCUAGGAGCAAAGUGGAAGUACGCAGGAUGCUUCAGAGGCCAGGGUCACGAUGAGUGGUUUCUGCCACUCAGAAAGGGUGAGCCUGGGCAGGACGGGUGGGCUGAGAGGCACUGGCCAUGGGCAGGGAGGAGACCCAGGAGACGGGCUGUCCCAAAAACUUUGGCAGUGGCCCAGCAAGGCCUUUAGUGUCUAGAGGCCCUGCCUUGUCAGAGAGCUUAGCUCUGUCUGCCUACUUUCCUCCAAGCCAGAAGGAGGAGCUCAGGCCCAGGAGAGGAUGUAAGUGUAGACUGUGUCAGCUGUGCUGGCUUCCAGUGUUUAGGCUUGGGGGAUGAGUUUCCAUUCUUAUCUGAUGCUAGGCAACUGAGAAUCUGAGGUGACAAAGAAAGGGGCCUUUUCAAAGCUCCUAUCUGGUGGGGGAAGAUGAAUAAAAACUGGCAUUUAAAUUGAGAUGUUCCUAAAAACCAGGGGAACACAGAUGAAGCAGGCAUCGGGGGUCCAGAAGGCUAGAAGUAUGCCAGGUAGAGAACUGAGUUAACCCACGAAAAGAUAACUGUACAAAACAGGCAGGAAAGGGGGUGGUAUAUUUAGAAGAAAGAGCAGUUCUGGUUGCCGUGUGUGCACGUGCAUGCAUGCGCACACCCGGAAGCAGGGGGGUGGGGAAGGAUGUGGAGGGCACUGAAGGAGAAAAGUAAGGUAGAAGGAAGUGUGGGAGGAGAGGUAAUCAAGGGCUAGAUCAUGAAAGAUGUUGUAUGCUUCCUUUUAAAAGUUUUGGAUUUUAUCCUGUAGGCAAUGGAGAGUAUGGAAGGACUUUAAGUAGGCAAGGGCCAUCAGACUGGAGGGGAGGAGGGGAAUAACUCUGUUAGAAGUAUAGAAGAUGAAAGGAAAAUUGAGAUCAGGUUUUUUUUCCUUUAGCUCCCUGUACUUCCUUCAGUUUGAACCUGUGGAGUCAGGAUCUUGAGCAUCUCCUAGGAUAGCAAGUGGAACAGUAAUUAUAAAAAGUGACUAAACUUUGGUGGAGGAUGUGAUAGUGGGGAGGAUCUGCAUGUGUGAAUGCACGGGGAAUAUGGGAAGUCUCUGUACCUUCCACUCCAUUUUGUCGUGAACCUAAAACUGCUCUAAUAAAUUAAGUCUAUAAAUUAAUAAUAAAAAAAAAAAAAAAGACUGGCAAUAACUUGAAAAGCACCUUGGAAUAGCAAAAGAAUACUAGCUUUGGAAGUCAUUCUUCCACAUUUCAAUUACUGCUCAAUCUCUUAUGAGUUGUGAUUUUUGACAAAAUUUAACAUCUUCAUGCCUGUUUUUACAUUUAUAAAGUGAAGAUAGUAUGUUGAUUGUAGAGAGUGAUUUCCCCAAAUAACACAGUCAAGCACCUAGCACAUACUAUGCAUACUUCAUGAUUGGUGGAUUAUUUUUUUUCUUCAUGCAAUAUGCGCCUGCUCCGUUGGAUUCCGGGGAAGAAAAAGAAGGGACCAACCCCUGAAGAGGCAAUUCAGAAACUGAAGGAGUCGGAGAAGAUAUUGAUCAAGAAACAGGAGUUUCUGGAACAGAAGAUUCAACAGGAGGACCUUGACAAGGUGGAUGAACUGAUGGCCGACAUCACAGAAUCACAGGAGGUGGCCAAGCAUAUCUCUGAUGCCAUUUCUCAGCCUGUGGGCUUUGGAGAUGAUGUGGAUGAGGAUGAACUGUUGGAGGAGUUAGAGGAGCUGGAACAAGAGGAAUUGGCCCGGGAGUUGUUACAUGUGGGCGAAAAGGAGGAAGAACCCCCAUUCAAACUGCCCAGUGUACCCUCUACACAUCUGCCUGCAGGGCCAGCUCUCGAAGAGGGUGAAGAUGAAGCACUAAAGCAGCUGGCUGAGUGGGUAUCCUGAUGAGUCUGGGCAUAUCUUCCUGAUGCUGCCAACGAUGGUCUCUUUAAGCGCCAAGUGCUGAGCUAAAGGGACAUAGCCUUUUUUGGAGGCCCUGCUGAGGGUAGUGGUGUGACCCUGCCUAAGAAAGGGUCUAUUGCUCUUGCAUUCCUAGUUCAACUCUGCCAAAGGAUCUUGGUGCAGGAGGAGCCCCGGGGCUCCCUUCUCUUUGAUAGCAGUUAUAGUGCCCUCGUUCCCAAUAAAAUUAUACUGCUUUGUCUAUACUUGAAA
This is a messenger RNA of Pteropus alecto (black flying fox), 2598 nucleotides long. It is a transcript of the gene CHMP4A, whose product is annotated as charged multivesicular body protein 4A. The transcript is spliced from 4 exons. Gene Ontology annotation, cellular component: ESCRT III complex; cytoplasmic side of plasma membrane; multivesicular body. The record is from RefSeq and is a predicted model, not a curated record. NCBI's taxonomy places the organism in Eukaryota, Metazoa, Chordata, Mammalia, Chiroptera, Pteropodidae. Gene Ontology annotation, biological process: late endosome to vacuole transport via multivesicular body sorting pathway; vesicle budding from membrane. Bases 1891 to 2331 code for a protein of 146 amino acids.